Molecule: messenger RNA, 825 nt
Organism: Cucurbitaria berberidis CBS 394.84
Lineage: Eukaryota; Fungi; Ascomycota; Dothideomycetes; Pleosporales; Cucurbitariaceae
Exons: 3
Coding region: 1-825 (274 amino acids)
Source: RefSeq, a predicted model, not a curated record
AUGGUCCAAACCAGUGUCCCGCCGCGCAUAAGCACAUUCUUGUGGGGCAAAAGCUGCUGUGUUACUUAUGCCUACAGGUCCCGAAGCAAUGGGCAUUGGUUCCGCGGGGUAUUUCAACCUCGUGUCGCACAUCAGCGCAUAGCACAUUCCAACGAUCAGUCAUCCCUGGCGGCUCAACCCUCUCUACCGGCUCAACCAUCUCAACCAUCUCAGGUGGUUGUACCACCCCAGCCAUCGCUGCCACCUCAGCCCUCUCAGCCAGCUCAACCAUCUUUGCCGGCUCAACCAUCGCUGCCGGCUCAACCAUCGCUGCCGGCUCAACCAUCUCAGGUGGUUGUGCCACCUCAGCCGUCUCAGCCAAUUCCUUCAUCUCUGGUGGUGGUUGGAAUCCAGUCUUCUACAGCUGCUCAGCCUGCUGAGACAGCCCAGUCUGUUGAUACUACGCUUAAGAUUACCAGUUUCCUACCGAAUACCUACCAGGGUUGUUUCCAAUCCACCCUCGGCUCUAACCUCUUGAAUCUCCUUGCAGGUCCUACCUUGCGAGGCAGUGUCGAUUUGACCCAGCAAACCUGUUUGUCAUUCUGCAAUUCACAGAGUGGAGCGCCAUACCGGUACUUCGGUAUCGAAGGUGGACGCGACUGCCACUGCUCGAACAACAUGAGUUUCUCUUCCAGCUCCAACAGUGCCCUGUGUACAAGUGGAACUGCCGGAAACUCUACUCAAUCUGGUGGUGGCCUGGGCGCACUCGCGCUUUGGCAAAAUGCUGCUUAUUCACCGGUAUUGGGUGAGUACAUUGUUAGGUCUGCGCUUCGGCCCACACCAUAA